This is a messenger RNA of Sphenostylis stenocarpa, 234 nucleotides long. NCBI's taxonomy places the organism in Eukaryota, Viridiplantae, Streptophyta, Magnoliopsida, Fabales, Fabaceae. The record is from the annotation of a GenBank genome assembly.
AUGGUUGAUUUUUUCACGUGUUCUUUUAGAAUAGGUACUGAACAUAAGAAGUUUGGUUUUGAGUUUGGAAACUUGUGUCCUAUGAAAUAUGAGCAAAUAGCAGAAUUGCUGAAUGGCAUUGCCGAGAGAUUUGACUGGGAUAAAAUAAUGGAAGAUGAUAAAAUUAUUGGACUGAAACGUGUUUGUGAAGUGUCUUUGAGAAUGGGAAACAAACACAGAGGAAAUGUGACUGAA